AUGGCUGACAUUGAUGUUCGUAUUCUACAGCGUUCUGUGACAGAAUUCUUGAAUGCAGACAUCGAGAGGCCCAUUCGCAUUCAUGAAAGACGGAAAAAUGUGUACGAUGCUGAAAGAAUGGAAUCAGCACUGUUAGAUGAUGAGAUUGCUGCCGUAACGAAAUUGAACGCGCAAACACCUUUGGAUGACGAAAUACGGAGCGGUGUUUUCCUGAUUGCAAGCUGUCUGCUGGCUUCGCUGCUGGUUGUCAGCCAUGCAGCGACUCUCAGACAGCGCCAUAUGUUGCUGGUAGCAAACGCGGGCUGCAGCGGUGCGGGAGAGCCGUUCCCCAACCCUGAUGACUGCGGCAGCUUCCUGCAGUGCGAGGCGUCGGGCGUCGCAGCGGUCAAGCAGUGCCCCGCCGACCUGCACUUCAACGCGAAGCUCAAAGUAUGCGACUACCCGUGGUCCGCCAACUGCAAGGAGGCGGACAGCUCGUCUUCGGACAGUUCUUCUCAAGAAGACGACGAUUCCUCAUCUGAAGAGGCAGACAAGGCCGUUGCUAAAGUCAGUAAGAAACUAGAGUCAGGUGCACCAGCAAAGAAACUAAAGGCCAUUUCUCUUCAUGCCUAA
Messenger RNA from Schistocerca americana (American grasshopper), 612 nucleotides. RefSeq lists its product as uncharacterized. The transcript has 3 exons. Lineage: Eukaryota; Metazoa; Arthropoda; Insecta; Orthoptera; Acrididae. Gene Ontology annotation, cellular component: extracellular region. Gene Ontology annotation, molecular function: chitin binding. Bases 1 to 612 code for a protein of 203 amino acids. The record is from RefSeq and is a predicted model, not a curated record.